Messenger RNA from Benincasa hispida (wax gourd), 1738 nucleotides. Its product is annotated as beta-galactosidase. Lineage: Eukaryota; Viridiplantae; Streptophyta; Magnoliopsida; Cucurbitales; Cucurbitaceae. The record is from RefSeq and is a predicted model, not a curated record.
GUACCAAAAAAAAAAAAAAAAACCUUCAAAGCUUUGAAACAUUCUUCUGCAUCGAGAGAGAUGCGCGAGCUCCAUUUCACAACUUUCGCUAACCGUCUGCUUCUUCUUCCCUCGUCUUCUUCAUCAUUCUUCUUCUCCUUCUUCGACCUUCUUUCUCUUCGCUUUGAUCCAUUCACCAAUUCCCUCUACACCACAAUCACUCCGAGUAGCCAUGGGAAAUUGGAUAAACAAGGAGCCUCCGCCUCCAGUGGUUCUCGUUCCCCCACUCUUCGAUUAUCCUCCGCUUGCUGCUCGUACCAGGAUGUUGGAGUCAUCUUAUAAUUUGUUAUUCGGGAAGCUUGCUUUAAAAUGUCUUUUCGAGGAUUAUUUCGAUGAGGCAAGGCAUUUUAGCACGGUGAUCAUGCUAAAGCCCAUUGAUGACCCUCAGGUGGAUUUAGUCGCAACCGUAUCAGGUCCUCUUGAUCAUAAGCCUGAGGAUAAGAUCGUAGGGAAUGCAUUGUUUCGAUGGCAAAGUGACAUUGUUGAUCCCCAUACAUUUGUGGACCUUUAUGUGUCAAACUCUGAUCCGGUUUUACAAAUGAGGUCAUGUGCAUACUAUCCCAAAUAUGGCUUUGGAGCUUUUGGUAUUUUCCCACUCCUACGGAAGAAAAGAUUAUGUUCCGAGGACUUUGGUCUUAUUGGACUCAGAUAUGGCUCAAGGAAUCUGUCAGCAGGAAUCACACUUAUGCCCUUCUCCUCAAAAGAUGAACUCCCAAAAACUGCGUGGCUGGUCAGCAAGAUGGGAAGGCUGACUACUGGAGUGCAGUAUGAGCCACAAUAUGGGAUUAAAGAUGGUGGGUCAUUAAAAAAUUUAAUGAAUUGGAGUUGUGCAAUUGGCUAUGAUGUGGGUUCGGGGAGCCCUUUGAGCCCAUCUUUCAAUUUUGGUCUUGAACUUGCAAAAAAUUCACAGUUCAUUGCCUCAUUCUAUCAACAUGUGGUGGUUCAACGGAGGGUGAAGAACCCCCUUGAAGAAAAUGAAAUUGUUGGAAUCACGAAUUACAUCGACUUUGGCUUUGAGAUGCAGACUAGAGUUGAUGAUGUCAAACCAGCAGAUAAUAUUCCCGAUUCUACUUUCCAAAUAGCAGCAUCAUGGCAAGCCAAUAAAAAUUUCUUACUGAAGGGGAAGGCAGGGCCUCUUAGCUCCUCACUUGUUAUAGCAUUCAAGUCAUGGUGGAAACCUUCAUUUACUUUCAGCAUCUCAGCUACCAGGGAUCGUAUAGUUGGAAAAACUGCAUAUGGAUUUGGCAUCCGCGUCGAAAACCUUAGAGAAGCCAGUUAUCAAAGAGCUGAUCCAAAUUUUGUGAUGCUUACACCAAGCAAGGAGCAUCUGGCUGACAGCAUGAUUUGGAAAAUCGGGAAGAGACCGAUGCUGCAGUCGGAUGUAAAUGCUGGAAAUUUCGAUGACAUACCGAAGGAACUAAGACCCUUGAACAAAAUUUUGUGAGAUUUAUUUCCUGUCAGUUUUGUACCUGACACAGAACCAAAAGGUUGCUUCUUAUCCUGAAGAACAGAAGAAGCGUUUGUAAUCUUGGAUUAGUAUCGACUCUGCUAGUAUAAUAUAGGAACUCAGACAAUUGUUAUUCCUUUCCCUCUUCUGGCCUCUUCCACUCACAAAGGAAGAGCCUAGAGUGAGAAGUAAUUGUCAAGGGAAUUAAAGUUAAAGUUACAUGCUUUUAUAAUUAUCUUUUUUUAAUCCAAA